AGUAUUUUAGUAUUGUGUAUAGAAAACUCUCUGUAUCGUAAGUAACAGCUUAACAAAUAUGGAUACACUGGAGAAUAGCCAGUCGUUAGCAGCGAGCCUAAUCUUCAGGGAGUCGUGACGUUACCGAGCAGCAGAGCGUCCCCUCCAACCAAGCGCCAUCUCUCUCAGCUGCAGACUCUGGCAUCGGGCUCACCGAACUCCCUACUCCGUACUCCGUACUCAUCCUUCAUCCUCUUCUCUCCGCGGCGCCAUCAGGAGCACCGUCUAUCACUUCUUCUUCUUCUUCUUCUUCGCCUUAGCAUCACCAUUGUUGCCGUUCGACUGUCGUCUCGCUGUUGGGCGAAGUUCCUCGGCCUGGAAGGGCAAAGUCUUGGCAUCAACUUCUCUUUUUUUUUUUUCUCUCUUCAACUUCGAAAAAUAAAACAUCGCCUUUUUUUGUCUUUUCGACUCUCAGCUAGCCAUCGGCUGAGCCCCCCGUCAGCGCAGGCAGCUGUUUAUAUAUAGCUCCUCUCCAGGUCUCUCUGUCUUCGGCAGCCUAGAUCCUUCGAGCCUCUGUCUUCCACUCGUAUCCUGGGAUUCUUUCAUGCAUACAUGAUCGCAUGAUUCCCUGUGCACCGUGACCAGAUAAGCUGCUGCCAGUCUAUCAACCCACCUCAGCCGCCAUGGCGUUGAACAGGGUCGGAGAUGAUAAUCUCUAUAUUGGAGGAUUAAUGGCCCUGAACAAUAAACUUGCACUUGAAAGGGAAAGCAUUACCCAUACGCUGACCGUAUUGCGUAUAAACGUAGACGAAGAACGGUUUAAACCCUUCAAGGAACACUUGCAUAUCCCAGUCGACGAUGUCGAUGAUGAGGAUCUCCUGCAGCAUUUUCCGACCACAAACGCAUUCAUCCGGUCAGGGCUCGAGAGUGGAACUGGGGGCGUGCUCGUUCAUUGUGCAAUGGGCAAGUCCCGCUCGGCGACUGUGUGUAUAGCGUACCUCCUCCAUAAGGACCCUGGUGCGUUGACGCCCAGAGGGGCUUUGGACCUUAUUCGUCGUACCCGGCCGCUUUGUGAGCCAAAUGAUGGGUUCAUGGAGCAACUGGAGCUUUACCACCAAAUGGGAUGUCCAGAUAAUGUUGUUGAUCAUCCUGUCUAUCAGCGUUGGCUCUAUCAGCGAGCCGUGCAGGACAGUGUAGCUUGUGGAAAGGGUCCUGAGCUGGACGAGAUUCAUUUUGAAGAUCAAGGGAUAAGUAAUAACUCUAUCGGCGAUUUUAAGGAGCCAGUGGAUAGCACUGAGGUUAGAUGCCGAAAAUGCAGACGGCAACUCGCCACACUACCAUUCAUCAUUCAGCAUACCCCGGGAAACAAAAGCGUCUCAUCCCAGACGCAACCCCUUGUCCCCAUAUCGUCAUUGACUCCCACGUCAUUACCGCCGUCAACAUGCGCCCACAUCUUCCUCCACCCACUCACUUGGAUGCGCCCGUCACUUUUCCCGUCAUCAUCGGAUCCAACGUCCUCUAACGUGCCCUUGGAUCCAGACGCCAAUCCGCCGCUCUCUGGGCGCCUCACCUGUCCAUCUAAAUCCUGUGGUGCGAAUAUAGGUAAAUUCGCAUGGGCCGGCAUGCCUUGUAGCUGCGGAACAUGGAUCGUGCCGGCCAUAGCUCUAGCGAGGGCACGGAUUGAUGUAUUCGAUGCGAGUACGAGGAAAGGCGGUGCGGCUGGAGUUGUGGGUGCUGGGAUUCGAAUGCCCCCUGCUAUGAUUAGAGCUCCUGUGGCUGACGCCAGGGCUGAAAGGGGAGAUGAUGAGAGUGGGAAGGGGCUUCUAUGA
Molecule: messenger RNA, 1808 nt
Organism: Trichophyton rubrum CBS 118892
Lineage: Eukaryota; Fungi; Ascomycota; Eurotiomycetes; Onygenales; Arthrodermataceae
Exons: 4
Coding region: 663-1808 (381 amino acids)
Biological process (GO): protein dephosphorylation
Cellular component (GO): nucleus
Molecular function (GO): protein tyrosine/serine/threonine phosphatase activity
Source: RefSeq, a predicted model, not a curated record